AUGUGCACAUACACAUACUCCUGGUAUAUCUGCAAUCACGACUACUACAUCUGGACCGACUCUGUAGAGGUCUGCUCCAAUCGUCUUCUUUCCGGUUACUCGGCCGAUGCCUGGUCAAUAGACAUGUGUAAACAUCAUGUUGCAAUCUGCAAAGGUUUCGGUGAAUACUACUGCCGCGAUUGCUCUGAAGACUAUACGCUAGAGUAUGAAUUGGAAGAGUAG
This is a messenger RNA of Aureobasidium pullulans EXF-150, 222 nucleotides long. RefSeq lists its product as uncharacterized. The record is from RefSeq and is a predicted model, not a curated record. The transcript is spliced from 2 exons. NCBI's taxonomy places the organism in Eukaryota, Fungi, Ascomycota, Dothideomycetes, Dothideales, Saccotheciaceae. The coding region runs from base 1 to 222 and encodes 73 amino acids.